Rhizophagus irregularis DAOM 181602=DAOM 197198 is the source of this 1029-nucleotide messenger RNA. NCBI's taxonomy places the organism in Eukaryota, Fungi, Glomeromycota, Glomeromycetes, Glomerales, Glomeraceae. The record is from RefSeq and is a predicted model, not a curated record.
AUGAAAGUGAAAAAUACAAAAAGCCAAAAACAACAUAAGACCCAUAAGACGGAAACGGGAACGCUGGCGGAGGAAAUUGAAACUUACGGCGUUAAUGAUCUUAUCUCUUUUCUGGAAAAACAGAAAGGGCUUGACUAUGACGACGCAGAAAUCAUUCGUAAGGAAAAAAUUAAUGGUCAUGCCUUCCUUAAGUUCACCACCAAGAAAUUUCGAGAUUGUGGUAUGCCUGGCGGAACUGCUAUGAUACUUGCGGAUUUUGCCAAGGAAUGCAAGGAAAAAAAGUCACGCGCAUUCUCCUCGUACAGAACUAAGAAAGACUUGAAAGAGGUGUUAGAGAAGUAUGGAGCUGGUCGAAUAGAAGAUAUACCGCAAUUUUCACCAAGGAUUCACAAAAUCGAUGAAAAGGACGAAUCCUUUUUACAUUGCCUCAAAGAUAUACGUAUCAAGUUAUCAAAUAUGGGGACAGUCAAUCAAAGCAACGAAGCAAUUCGUUGUGAAUAUAUUUCAGCAAUCCUCCACGCAUGUGUACAUAUUACCAAAAAUCUCACUGGAAAAUAUAUAAGAAUAAACCCGCAAUUCGAAAUUAUUGGUGGCGAAAGUACCGGUCGUGUUGAUUAUGCAAUCGGAGCGCUCGAGGAGUUAUUUUGUAUCACGGAAGGCAAACAAUUUCAAAUUGAUAUCGGGUUCGCUCAGAAUAUUAUGCAAUGCGAAAGUGCCUACCGAACAAAUAAAAGAAAACAAAAAGCGGAUGAUGCUUUUUACGACUAUAUCUUCGGGAUUGUAACUACAGCUACGGAGUGGUAUUUUCUUCUUUAUACCCCAGACGGAAUUUCUUGCACGAGUAAAAAUCCACUCAGUAUUCGUUUUGUCGAGUCUGCUUUGAAGGAGGGUUCGGAGGAAGAAAAGGAGUUGUAUAAAAGCGUGAAGCGGGUAAUGGAGGUCAUAGUUGGUUUGCUGAAGGAUAGGGUGGACGUCGAGAAAAUGCCGGUGGUGAAAAAGCAACGAGUUUGUAGUUAUUUCGAGGAGUAA